Pan troglodytes (chimpanzee) is the source of this 4816-nucleotide messenger RNA. It is a transcript of the gene SMIM12, whose product is annotated as small integral membrane protein 12. The record is from RefSeq and is a predicted model, not a curated record. Bases 2324 to 2635 code for a protein of 103 amino acids. Lineage: Eukaryota; Metazoa; Chordata; Mammalia; Primates; Hominidae. The transcript is spliced from 2 exons.
GCCGGCGGCCAGUGGGCAGGGUCACGGGGCAAGGUCCCGCGGGCCGCUGGGUGCGGCGACUUCCGUGCUCCCGGCGAGCGGGCGGAGAGCGGGGGCCGCACUGGGGAGUGUGGGCUGGGCCGCAGGUGAGCGCGCGGUCCCGGCGAGCAGGUCGAGUCAGCCCAGGCCAGUAACCUCUGAGUUACGGGAGGAGUGAUCGCUAGGGUCCACCCCGGUCCCGGCCAGAUCUGCCAGCCCCCCUCUCUGGCGGGUGUUCUGGUGCCAAGUCUGGGAGCCCAGGUAGCCCUCCGCAGACAGGGCUUCUCGGCACCUCAAUGAGGACGGACGUUGAUGAGGCCAUGAAUGAGGUGGGCUAGGGACAGGGGACCGGGAGCCUCACAGAAGGGAGAAGGGUAGCCAUUUGGAUGGACCUUCACCUCACUUGCGCUCCCAUUCCUGGACUGCGCUCGAGUGACUGUCAGGGCUAAUUCUUCCGCCUUCUCAGGCCUCCUGUGUCCUUGUUAGCAGUUCUUGAAUUUGGGACUACGGCUUCUGGCCUCGUUGGGCCUCCGGGCCCCCGCACUGGGGCAGGUUUCCCAGCAGCCCAGUUGACCUUUACCGGAUGCUUUUGGCAGACGUCCUCCAUGCCGGGCUGGAAAUAUGCGUCACAGUGUUUUUCAGACACUUUUGCCUCUUUCAUUGUGAUACCCUGCCUGGGGACGACUGUGAUGGAGUCUUUAGGUUUUUGUAAUCAGCAAAGGCAUCUGUUAUGCUCCUGCCACCUUUUGGGGGAGAGUGGGUGGAGGAUGUUGUGAUUUUACACUAGGGAGUUUGGGCUGUCAUUCAUUCGUUCAGCAGACCUUUUUUGGGCACUCUGCCAGGCAGGGUAGGAGAGGUGCCUGGAUGGAUAGGGCAUAAUUGGGCCAGACAGACACGGUUCUUAGCCUUUUGGAGCUUAAAGUGUCUUGAGAAACGCAGGCAGGGUAAGCCAGCAUCGUGCCUGACACAGAGUAAGUGGUUAUAAGUGUCGAAUAAAGGAAUGAAUUGACUUAUUUGGGAAUGAUUAGAAUGUGAGCAGGACGGUAGCGAGAGACUUUAUGCUGCAUGUGAGAGAUAGUUGUGAACUCAUGCGCGAUAUGUUUUAAGACAGGUUUGGAAAUCUGAACGGACAGUUGCUAUUUAGGGAAGCAUUUACUUAUACAGAGGACUUGCUUUAAAGGUGGAAGUAAAAUGGAGAAGUAUUAGGUUUGGGAUUCUUCAGAGGUGCCUCUUUUAACUAUUACUAUGUCUCUGAAUUUCACAAAUCCCUGAGUACAAUCUCAGAGUUUGGGAAAAGGAGAGCUCUUCUAGGUAAUGAAAUGCCAGGCUGAUGGGAAAAAACUGUAGGAAGCUCUCCCUAAGUCCAGGGUUUGGACAGAAACCGUAUACCUCUGCAGUGUGUUCUUCCCACUAGAAAGAGUGUAGGCUUUGAAAUUGGAGAGGCCUGGGUUCAAAAUCAGUGGCUCUAUCACUUCUAGUGAUCUUGGAUAAGUUAACAUAAUGUCUGUGAGCCUUUGUGGCCUUCACAAGAGUCUGGGCUAAUAAUUCCUACAUCAUAGAGGUGUUAUGAGGAUCAAAUGAUGAUUAGUGUGUAAAUUGUCAUCAUAGUGCCUGGUGCUGAGACAAUAAGCGGGGGAGUCUUGGAGAUGCUGCAAUUUUUUUUUUUUUUUUAAAUUUCAUGAUGCUGCCUUAUUGCAGGGGUCCUUAACCCCCUGGGCCACAGACCAGUGGUGGUCUUCAGCCCAUUAGAAACUGGGCUGCACAGCAGGAGGUGAGCGGUGGGCAAGCUGGCAAGCAUUACCGCCUGAGCUCCACCUUCUGAUAGAUCAGCAGCGGCAUUAGAUUCUCACAGGAGUGCAAACCCUAUUGUGAACUGCGCAUGUGAGGGAUCUACGUUGUGUGCCCCUUAUGAGAAUCUAAUGCCUGAUGAUCUGAGCUGGAACAGUUUCAUCCCGAAACCAUCCCUCUCCAACCCCCAUCUGUGGAAAAAUUGUCUUCCACGAAACUGGUCCCUGGUGCCAAAUAUAGAUUGGGGACCGCUGCCUUAUAGUGUUACGUCCAGAGAACAUUGGGAUUCCUUCAAAGAGAAUUGGAACCAAAGAGAGAGGGGGAGAAUCAUCUUAUCCUUGGUGAGGUUUCGAUUGUUCACUUUAGAUCAGAGAUAGUAGUGUUGGAGAAAUACCUACAGGGGCAUAAACAGAAAGAUCUUUUAGUGGAUACUUUUGGGCAAGUCUCUUAACCCUCUGAUAGUGGGUUAUGUAUCUACCUCACGUGGUGGACAUGAGGAUUAAGAGAGUGAGUGUAUAUGAAGCACCUAGCCCAAGGCCUGGCAUAUGUCAUGUGGCCUGUGUUUUGGACCGUGGUUCGUACCUAUGCUCCUUAUGUCACAUUCCCUGUUGCCUUCGUGGUCGGGGCUGUGGGUUACCACCUGGAAUGGUUCAUCAGGGGAAAGGACCCCCAGCCCGUGGAGGAGGAAAAGAGCAUCUCAGAGCGCCGGGAGGAUCGCAAGCUGGAUGAGCUUCUAGGCAAGGACCACACGCAGGUGGUGAGCCUUAAGGACAAGCUAGAAUUUGCCCCGAAAGCUGUGCUGAACAGAAACCGCCCAGAGAAGAAUUAAUGGAGGACACAGGGCCCUAUGGUCCUACUGUGGGUGGUGACUUGUCCUGCUACCAUGUUGACAGAGCCCCAGAACCCACAUCUAAUUGGCUUUGUUGCUUAUUCUGGCCCCUCCCACACCACACAGCCACACAAAUACUGGCUGCUCCUUGAUGGCCAGGCAGACCCAGCAGCAGCCGAGGGGCCAGUGAAGAGGAAGGCCGCAUCUGUUGUGUGGUGGCCACAAGCACUCAGGCAUCUGAGUUUACUGGUGCACUGCUGGGAGGAGAGUUAUGAGAUGAACAUUGGCUGUCAAUCUCUGUGGGCAGGCGGUUUGGCCUCUAGUGGGAAUGGCUGGGAUUUGGGCGUUGCCUUUAGGAGGGAUACCUGCAUGUCUAGUUCCAGUCUGCACUGGAAAGAAUUCAAAUAUGCACCUGGCUCCCUUCACUAUUUUGCCCUAUCUUUUGUGCUCAUUCUUACUGAAAUCUGUCUUGUCAGCUCAGGAAUGGGAUUCCCCCAGGAAGGAAAGCAUUUUUCUGUUCUGGGAAGCCCAGACUGUUCACUUUGGGGCAGGGACGAACAUGUGCCUCGUGAAUUUGCUUGAAAACAGUCACCAUCUUCUACCCCCAUCACUGUAUAGUGAAAAACCUGAUUAAAGUGGUAUCUGAGAACCAUAAUGAUCGAAUCUUAUCAUCCAGAUGGUAUUUGGGGGUCUUCUUAGGAGUUAGGCAAGUACAGGCAUUUUAGAGCAGGAUAACAUUGGUAUUAAAGGGUGCCAAGGAGCCCUGGAAACUGCUUUACUAGUGCGGUUGCGCUGAACCCUGGAGGCACAGAUUCCCAGGAACCUUUUUACCAUUAUUACAAUUGGCUGCAGCACCUUCAAGUCUAAAUGGAGGUAGACCUCACAUACACACACAUAGACGCCUUUCCCUAUAAAGGUAUAUAUGCACAUUCAAGAAAAUUUGGUAGGGAUUUUAAAAAGGUCACCCAUGUUCCCAGCUCGUUAAUAACAACCGUUAACAUUUUGUUGUCUUUUACUAAUUCUCUGCAUAGGUUUUAGAGAUAGUUAUCAUUACUGUACAUUUAAUUUUAUAUACUUUUCUCACUAUUAUCAUUUUCCCAUUUUACAUGGUCAUCAUAAUUGGUUUUUUGGAGACAGGGUCUCACUCUGUCACACAGGCUGGAGUGCAGUACAAUCACGGCUCAGUGCAACCUUGACCUCCUGGGCUCAAGUGAUCCUCUCACUUCAGCUCCUCAAGUAGAUGGGACUACAGGAGUAUGCCACCAUGCCCAGCUAAUUUUUUUAUUUUUUUGUAGAACCAGGUCUCACUAUGUUGCCCAGGCUGGUCUCAAACUCCUGGGCUCAAGUGAUCCUCCGGCCUUGGCCUGUAGUUUCUUUUUUCUUUUUUUUUGGAGAUGGACUCUCAUUCUGUCACCCGGGCUGGAGUGCAGUGGCGUGAUCUUGGCUGACUGCAACUUCUGCCUCCUGGGUUCAAGCGAUUCUCCUACCUCAGCUUCCUAAGUAGCUGGGAUUACAGGCGUGCGCCAUCGUGCCUGGCUAGUUUUUGUGUUUUUAGUAAAGACAGGGGUUUCACCAUCUUGGCCAGGCUGGUCUCGAACUCCUGACCUCAAGCGAUCCCGUCUGCCUCGGCCUCCCAAAGUGCUGGGAUUACAGGUGUGAGGCACCGUGCCUGGCAGUCUGUAGUUUUGUUGUUGUUGUUGUUGUUGUUGUUGUUUUAAAUAUGGAGUCUCGCUGUAUUGCCCAGGCUGGAGUGCAGUGGCGCGAUCUUGGUUCACUGCAACCUCCACCUCUUGGGUUCAAGCGAUUCUCCUGCCUCAGCCUCCUGAGUAGCUGGGAUUACAGGUGUGCGCCACUAUGCCCGGCUAAUUUUUGUAUUUUUAGUAGAGACAGGGUUUCACCAUGUUGGUCAGGCUGGUCUCAAACUUCUGACCUUGUGAUCUGCCUGCCUUGGCCUCCUAAAGUGCUGGGAUUACAGGCAUGAGCCACCGUGCCUGGCUGUAGUUGUUUAUAAUAGCAACAUAAUUGUCUAUCAAGUGGGAGUAUGACAUAAGUUUAUCCUGGACAAUUUCCAUAUUGCUGGACAUUUGAAUUGUUUCUGGUUGGUCACUCGUUUAGAUACUGCAACGAAUAUCUUAUAUGAAGCUUUUCCUGCGUUUUGGAAUAAACAGUAAAAAUAGUAAA